Molecule: messenger RNA, 1599 nt
Organism: Eruca vesicaria subsp. sativa (arugula)
Lineage: Eukaryota; Viridiplantae; Streptophyta; Magnoliopsida; Brassicales; Brassicaceae
Source: the annotation of a GenBank genome assembly
AUGGAAGUGAGUACUAAUGAUCGAAGCAGUUGCAAAGAGGGAGAGCUUGAGCUAUACAACAUCCCUGCUCAAUCCAGUUGGUUCAUAUGGGAUGAUAUACACGAAAUCGAAAGACGCGAGUUCUCGGAGUUCUUCAGUGAGAGCUCCAUCACUAGAACCCCAAAGGUAUACAAGGAGUACAGAGAUUUCAUAAUCAACAAGUACAGGGAAGACUCUUCUCGCUCUCUCACCUUCACCAGCAUCCGCAAGUACCUCAUCGGCGAUGUCAAUUUGCUUCGCAAAGUGUUUUUCUUCCUCGAAAAAUGGGGUUUGAUCAACUACCUCCUCAACAAAAGCAGCGAUGAUCAUUCCUUGUUUACCAUGGAGGAGAUUUAUUCAGCUAAGAUCGAACAAGGGACUCCCUCUGGGAUUCGAAUCACUGCUACUCCAAAUUCCAUGAGGCCUGUUACCGUACCUCCCUUUGUUGAGGAACGAGCUGAGCCUGCCCUCAAAUCUCCCCCGCUGACCUCUUAUUCUGAUGUUUUCAACAAGCCUAGUAGUGAUGCAUUGCUUUGUGGGCAUUGUGGAGAGCAUUGUCCUCGUGAUUCUGCUUCUUUCUAUGAACACAAUGACAAGAGUAAUGUCAACUUAUGCGAUAAGUGUUUCAAGAAUGAAGACUAUGGGGAGAACAAUUCCGCAAAUGAUUUCAAGCUGAUUGGGAGUUCUGCGUGGACCGAGGAAGAGACCCUCCUCUUGCUAGAAUCUGUUCUCAAACAUGGAGACGAUUGGGAACUCAUUGACCAAAGUGUUUCUACAAAGACUAGACUUGACUGUAUCUCCAAGCUCAUUGAGCUCCCCUUUGGAGAGUUUCUGAUGCGCUCUGCUUCUGGAAGACUCAGAUCCUCUAUCACCACCGAGGAUGAAAACCUUUCGUCUCCAUCUAAUCUUGCAGAACAGCAGAUGAAAACUGACGGUCAACAACACAAGGAAACAGAGACGAGGGAAGAAAAGGAAGAAGAUCAAAUCGAUGAAGAUGAUGAGCCUCCAGCAAAAAGGAAACGUGCUGCACUUAUAUCAGAUGGUGAUAAUUCACUUAUGAAACAGGUAGCAGCAAUGGCAUGCAAAGUUGGUCCAUCUGUCACAACCGCUGCUGCAAGCGCUGCAAUUGCAGCUCUUUGUGAUGAAGCCUCUUGUCCAAAAGAUAUUUUCGAAUCUGCCUGUGAUUACAAAAAUUCUGCAGCUGACAAAUCUGUUGGAGACAAAGAUACAUCAAAUAUGGAGAAACAGCAAGAAGAGAAUGAGGGGAUUGAGGAGCUACCCGUAGGUUUAAGGAUGAGAGUGUCGGUGGCAACAGCUCUUGGAGCUGCGGCUGCUCAUGCAAAAAUGUUGGCUGAUCAAGAAGAGAGAGAGAUGGAACAGUUAGCUGCGAGUGUAAUUGACCAACAGGUGAAGAAGAUGAAGAGCAAGUUGAAGUUUCUGGAGCAGUUGGAAGCGAUAAUGGAUGCGGAAGAGAAAGUGAUGGAGGGUGUAAAGGAAACAAUUCUCCAAGAGAGGAUUAGCGUAUUGCAAAGUGCGUUUAGUGGCGGUAUUGCCAAACGUUGGGAUCAUAUACGUACGUGA